Messenger RNA from Diorhabda sublineata, 1749 nucleotides. Its product is annotated as aurora kinase C-like. The record is from RefSeq and is a predicted model, not a curated record. NCBI's taxonomy places the organism in Eukaryota, Metazoa, Arthropoda, Insecta, Coleoptera, Chrysomelidae. The coding region runs from base 179 to 1240 and encodes 353 amino acids. Gene Ontology annotation, cellular component: chromosome passenger complex; spindle midzone; spindle pole centrosome. Gene Ontology annotation, biological process: mitotic spindle organization; protein phosphorylation; regulation of cytokinesis. The transcript has 2 exons. Gene Ontology annotation, molecular function: ATP binding; protein kinase activity.
UAUUAUAGAUUGACAUUUAUAGAGUGAUUGACAGAUUUUAUUUGAAGUGUGAAGUAAAAACCGUUGAGUGAAUUUUUUAAAACUUUUAUCCUGAAUAUUACCAGGACAUUAAACACUGCUGAGAGUGGUACUAAGUGAAUAUAUUCCCCGAAAAUUUGUGUCUUGUAUUAUUUUAAAAAUGGCUCACAACCCAACCGUUUUUAAAACGUCUCAUAAAGAAAAUGAACCGAAAACCAUUGUAAAACUAAAUACGAAAUAUCAGGAAAAAGAGGGAAACGAUACUAAUAAAAAUUUUAUAAAAGAAAAUUCUGAAAAUUCUAAAACAAAAGAAAAUAUAAAGAUUAAUGUUCUAAAAGAAAAUUCGAAUAUAAAUAACGUUAAAGAAGUCGAAAAUAAUAAUAGACAAACAUCGGAUGGGACGACUAGCAAAGAAGAAAAACAUAAAUGGACCUUAGCCGAUUUCGACAUAGGCAAACCGUUAGGAAAAGGAAAAUUCGGCAACGUUUAUUUAGCCAGAGAAAAGAAAUCCAAAUUUCUGGUCGCUCUAAAAGUUCUUUUCAAAUCGGCUAUCAAAGAAUUCAACAACGAGCAUCAAGUGCGUAGAGAAAUCGAAAUUCAAAGUCAUUUGAGACAUCCGAAUAUAUUAAGAAUGUAUGGGUAUUUUCAUGAUGAUUCCAGAGUUUACCUUAUAUUGGAAUAUGCUGCAAAUGGAGCUGUAUAUUCCAAACUGUCAACGAGUCCAAAUAAAAGGUUUGCCGAAGAAGUAGCAGCGAAAUAUAUCGAACAAAUAGCCGAUGCUCUACGCUAUUGCCAUACAAAAAAAGUUAUUCACCGAGACAUCAAACCGGAAAAUCUACUUCUAGGAACGAAAGGAGAAAUAAAAAUAGCCGAUUUCGGUUGGUCGGUACAUGCUCCAUCAUCCAGAAGAACCACCCUAUGUGGCACGUUAGACUAUUUACCCCCGGAAAUGGUGACUGGGAAAACCCAUAACGAGAAAGUGGAUCUUUGGAGUCUCGGUGUGUUGUGUUUCGAAUUUCUCACCGGGAAACCGCCGUUCGAGUCAUCGAAUUACGACGAAACUUACCGGAGGAUAAGCAGGGCUCAAUUCGUCGUUCCAUCAUAUGUAUCACCCGAAGCCGGAGAUCUUAUUAAAAAAUUGUUGGUUGUGAAACCAGAUUUAAGAUUAGAAUUGGGGCAAGUGCUCGACCAUCCUUGGAUAUUGAAAUAUAAAAAUAAGUGACGCACAUCUGAUGAUGAUAAUUUUUGAAAGGAAGCCCCAAAAUAAUUAUUUUUAAUGUUUCUCAAGUGUCUACGAAGAAAUUAUUGUUGGACUGUGAAAAUAACGACAAAUCACUAUGUGUAGUGUGUGAUCCGCUUAAAAAUAAAAAAAAUAUGAUAAGAAAACAGUGAAAUUAUAUUACGAGGGUAAAUAACACGAAUGUUUUUGAUUAAAAAAUUUUUUGUGAACUAAUUUCAUGAUUCGCGUUUUUUGUGAUUUUUAAUUGACUGAUUUUGUGGAACUGUCAAUGGUGAAAAUAAAAUGGCGACGUUAACAACACCCACUGCGGCGAUAAACUCAUUUACAGUGUACAGCCCUCGUAAAAUAAUUAUUUUUUUUUUCAAAACUAAAUCAAACUGACGAUUUUUUUAGGAUCUGGUAUAUACAUAGGAGAUUUUGUAUUUAUAUGUUUUAUAUGUAAGUUUUUAUGAAUUAAUUUUUUUUAAAUAAAUUUGUUUCAUUAUGGUUUA